UGCACAAAAUUGUUGAAAACGCACUCGGAACAUAUUCGUGUUUUUUUAAACACAGCAACAUCAACUAUUUUGUAUUUCAAGUGUUUUAUAACAGUGAAGUAACCGAAGGUGUGUAUGUUUUGGCAUCGGCUAAAAACUGGCGUCCAUUGGGGAUCCGCGGUGGGGGUGUUUCUGGAUCAUAAUGUGCCAUCUUUGCGGUGUAACUGCUACAGCAGAUAAACACUUGGUUGCUGUUUAGCUAGCUGCUGCCUGUUGGCUUGAAAUCUAAAUUAUGUCAUCAGAGUUUGUGGGUUGUAUCAGGUACUCAAACCGGCUAUUACUUAGCUUUUUCGAAAGCUAGUCUUGCUAACAACGUCGUUCUUCCUAACGCUAGUCUAUUAGCCCAGGGGAAUUUUGUGUUGUCGUUUUCCUUUCGUUUGUGUCUAUGAUAUUACAUAAUGAGGCGGUAGCUAAGCUGGUUGAUGUAGCUAGCUUAAUAAACAUACGCCAUACUUAACGCCUGUUACAAACAUUUGGGAGGCAGUUAUUGUAUUUUACAAUGGGAGUCCGCAGAAUUUACAUUAGCAUAGGCUAUGCUACCUUUGGAACCAUGGUUGGACUUUCGGCUUUCCUGGUCUGGAAUAUAGCAUACAAACAGCCAUGGACGGCGGCCAUGGGAGGCCUGUCAGGAGUUUUGGCGCUCUGGUGUCUUGUCACACACAUCAUGUACCUGCAGGAUUUCUGGCGCACCUGGCUCAAAGGCCUCAAGUUCUUCAUCGCUGUUGGUGUGCUCUUCUCAGUUUUUGCAGUGACCGCCUUCAUUGCCUUCCUAACUCUCGCCAUCACGCAGAAGCAAUCUCCUACUGACCCGAGGAGCCUCUAUCUCUCCUGUGUGUGGAGCUUCCUGACUCUGAAAUGGUCCUUUCUCCUGGCCUUGUACUCGUACAGAUAUCGCCAGGAGUUUGCAGACAUCAGCAUCCUCAGCGAUUUCUAGUCGGUACUGAUUUUAUAGUGUGCAAUGGACGUUUUAAGCUGCCGGCAGUAGCUGAUCAAAGAGCUUUUGUAACAAAGAGGAAGGAGUAAAUCAGAGGCUGGAGUCAUCUGACUCAUAGUACAUGGAGUUACACUUGUUGUACUUGCUUAAUCUCUGUAUUUGUAUUAUUACCUUUUCUCCUCCUUUCAAUGAUCCAGAUACUAUAUUCCUGCAAGUAGCCAUAAGUCUAAACCUCUGACGGCUGGAACUGAUUUUAAAUUGAUUGCUCAAGGCUGUUUAUCGAGAGACAUGCUGUGUUUCUUCAGACAGAUUUUAUCAUGAGAUGGUUUAAUCUUAACACAUACAAGGAAAUCCCCACCAUAACGGGCUUUUAAUCAAAUAAGUUGUUAAAGGCAAAAUACUCCCAAAAGCUGAAAUCCUCAAAACCAAAACUAAAACCUCCUACCUGAAGCCACUCUAAUUGCUAGGUUGACGGUGUUUGUUGGAGUGCUUGAAUGUUUGUACCCACAUGAGCUUUUUCAGAUUUGCGGUUUCAAACCACAGAAUAUUCUCCUCACUUAUAGCUCCCUUUUUUUUUUUUUUAUCCAUUCACCAAUAUAAAUAUUUGAGUUCUCAUUUAAAGCUUUCUAGAGAUGGUAGUUAUUGUACUUUCUCCCUCUUCACACCCUGCUUUUCUUUCAGUAGAAUUGAAAAAAGAGCAUUCCUGUGGAAUUUUGUGCUUUUCAUGUUUAUUUCCACCAGGGGGAGACUUGCAUUUUUCAGUCAAGAGUCCACUGGACAAUUAUGACAUUCCUUUUAAGAGAAAACACUAAUCAAUUUAAAAAAUGAUUGCACUUUAGUCUUCUAUAUUGAUGCCAAUGUUUUGCACUCAAAUCCUAAUAUAAUAAUCAUGUUUUACACAUGGUCAUCUCUGUCUCACCCUUUUCUAAAUGUUGAAAGGCGAUAUAUGAGUCAUUUAUUUUACUGUUAUAGCAAUUUGUGUAUUUCAAGUUAAACUAGACUGAGAAAGUGGUUAAGUCCCAGCUGUUGUUCAUGUCUGCCUGCUACCACAAAACAUGUUUCUAUGUAUUUUUGUUGUUGAGCGAUGAUGAAUGUGAGGAUGCUACAUGUAAAUAGAAACUGAACCCAUUAAAGUUGCCUUCAUUGGUAAUU
Messenger RNA from Etheostoma cragini (Arkansas darter), 2125 nucleotides. It is a transcript of the gene slc48a1a, whose product is annotated as solute carrier family 48 member 1a. Gene Ontology annotation, molecular function: heme transmembrane transporter activity; heme binding. Lineage: Eukaryota; Metazoa; Chordata; Actinopteri; Perciformes; Percidae. The transcript is spliced from 3 exons. Gene Ontology annotation, biological process: heme transport. The record is from RefSeq and is a predicted model, not a curated record. Gene Ontology annotation, cellular component: plasma membrane; lysosomal membrane. Bases 539 to 973 code for a protein of 144 amino acids.